UCACGUCUCUCGGCCUCGCUCUCGCUCGUCGUCUUUCCUUUUUCCUCUGUUGUAUGCGAAGCCUCAGUAGGCAGAGUGACGGCAAGAGAGACGUUUUUGGACUGCGGUGGACUGCUCUUUCAAGAGUUUUUGUGUUGACCUACUAUUCAGAGAAAAAGAUGGACAGAAGAUUACCAGCGGAUUCAAUCCCUAUUUUCAACGAAGGUAUAGCUCUGGUUCUCCAUCGCUGGUCAGCUCUCCGUAUGGCUGUCGAGAACGAAUGGGGAGGCCGAGAGUCCCGCCAGAAGGCUGAAAGACUUGGCAGCGAUCUGCUUUUCUGGUUCACCCAAUCUAAAGGGCCUCUGUAUAUUGAUGACUUGGAAGAGAAGCUCGAUGAAGGUAUGGUUUCUCUCAACAUGGAGGUUGAGGAUGGCAGUAUCGAAGAGGUAGCUGAGAAACUGAUGAUUUUGCAUGAAGAAUGUCUUGAAGGUAAUUUUAGGUCCAUUGAGAUUCUAAGGGAAGCCCAUCUUAAACAAGCUGCUCACCCUCGUGCAAUGCAGGCUGUGAAUAAUGAUGAGGACUCUGAAGAUGAUGAUGAUGAUGAAGAAGACAGAGCAAGGGAUAAUUCUAAUAUGGCGGUAGAAAUGCAAAUGCCAGUUAAGGAGUCCAUACCCAAGGCUGCAGCUGAAGCAGGAGACGAUGGAUGGACUGUAGUCUCAAAUAGACGGAAUAAGGGUAGAAAUUAGAGGGCAAUAGGGGAAUUCAUUUAAAGAUCCAUUAAAUCGUAUGUAUAGACUUUAGUUUUUGUUUCGUUUUGUUUGUUUGGAUUUUUUUCGUAAA
Neltuma alba is the source of this 819-nucleotide messenger RNA. RefSeq names its product pre-rRNA-processing protein TSR2 homolog. NCBI's taxonomy places the organism in Eukaryota, Viridiplantae, Streptophyta, Magnoliopsida, Fabales, Fabaceae. The record is from RefSeq and is a predicted model, not a curated record. The coding region runs from base 54 to 725 and encodes 223 amino acids. The transcript has 5 exons.